Plasmopara halstedii is the source of this 321-nucleotide messenger RNA. RefSeq names its product h-or na-translocating f-v-type and a-type atpase (f-atpase) superfamily. Gene Ontology annotation, cellular component: mitochondrial inner membrane. Gene Ontology annotation, biological process: proton motive force-driven mitochondrial ATP synthesis. The record is from RefSeq and is a predicted model, not a curated record. The coding region runs from base 1 to 321 and encodes 106 amino acids. Gene Ontology annotation, molecular function: proton-transporting ATP synthase activity, rotational mechanism. Lineage: Eukaryota; Oomycota; Peronosporomycetes; Peronosporales; Peronosporaceae. The transcript is spliced from 3 exons.
AUGGCAAACAAGGGAACGUCGUUGUGGCGCAUGGCAGGUGUGUCGUAUCUGCAGUACGUAAACAAAUCUGCUAGUGUGCUUCGAGCAUCCCUGAAGGAGCCUGCUAAAAGCACGUUGGAGGCUCGAUCCAACGUCGAAUUUGCCGCCUUUAAAUGGGUUAACGGCGAGCGUGGCGAGCGCGUGGACAUUGACUCAAUCAAGAAGAUUGCAGAUACGUUCAAGAUGGCGAGACGAAGAGGAUUUAAUCAUGGUAUUGUCUUACUACUAGGCUUAUCGGUAACUAACAUAGGCGUUAUACGCAUCAACGAGACGGAAGAAUGA